Chara braunii is the source of this 1222-nucleotide messenger RNA. Lineage: Eukaryota; Viridiplantae; Streptophyta; Charophyceae; Charales; Characeae. The record is from the annotation of a GenBank genome assembly.
GCUGUUCCGUGUGCGAAUCUGGCUUCGAGGAGGUGAUGGAUCAUCUGGCAUGCAUAGCGUGUGGCCAGUCCAUUGCACAGCCGUAUCCCACGUUGGUGGGGGUUACCAAAGAUAGAGGGCUCCGGCGUGCAUCAGGAGGGCCCCUGCAGCCAUCCAGGUGCUCAGGUGUGCUGUCAUUGGGUGGACGAGUGACGCAAAGGCAGCGAGCUGCUGCUGCCGACCUGAAGGGGGUUGAGAGUUCAAGUCUUUCCAAGCAUGGAACUCAUGGCACCAUUGAGGCCCGGAGAUCAUUGCCACCACCCUUAAGCGCUUCUGUCUCUGUCAAAGACGACUUCCCUUCCUCCUCCUCCUCCUCCUCCUCCUCCUCCUCCUCCUCCUCCUCCGCCGCCGCCGCCGCCUCCGUCUCCGCCUCCGUCUCCGCCUCCGUCUCCGCCUCCGUCUCCGCCUCCCUCUCUUCAUCUUCCACGGCACGUUCGUUUCAUUCGAGGCCUGUUUGCUGUCGUGCUCGUGUAGAUCGACCUGGCGACAUGGUUGCCACUGAAUCCUUCCCUAUGUGUGCAAUGAAGCGCCCAGUUGAUCGGGGAAUUCGCCGGACUGCGGCUUUCUUGACGAUGCGGCUACUAGAAGAACGAGGAGUGCUCAGUAGAGCGCCCACGCAUAGAUGUGGCGUUUAUCAUCAAACCGCUGACCAGGGGGCUGUAGUCGGCAGGACAGAGAGGAGAUAUGCGGCCCCGGGAGGAGGUAGUGUCGUGAAGGAAGAGCGACGUCCCACUCUCAUAAGAAAGAGCAGAAGGCCAAAUCUGCGGGUUAGCGUGAAAGACAGAGAAGAGGAAAGGUUGAUGUUUGACAUGCCCAGACGGACCCAGGAAGACGAGGAAGAGGAUGCUGAACUGGAGCAGGAUGUGGGAUGGACAGGUGUUGAGGGAUUGGUCCGUGACGCUGAUCCAGCAUUCGUCCAAUGGUUAGAAAAUCUCGGCUAUCGGAUUGGUGGUGGCAAUGGUAAUCUACCAGAGCCACAAGCAAAGAUUUUGAACAUCAUGACAGUUGUGAUUUGUGCUAUUUUCUUCAUUUGGUGGUUGCUGCUCCUGAUCGGGUGCAAGAUAAUUGAAAUUCCAUUCGUUAAUUUACCUUUUGAUUUAAGGCAAUAACCAGGUUGGAGUUAAUUUCAUUAUUUCCCCCCUCGUUGACAGCUGUAUCCAUGUGGCAAUGCCGCAAUGGUAAG